GACGUUAUGACUUCUGAAAAACGUACAGAAAACUACUUCCGGCGGUGUCUAUGUAAAUAUUACCAUUCUUUAGGUAAACCUCAGAAACGUUUGCAAACGGUUAUGCAAUCAUCUGACAUAAAACUGCUCAUGUGAAGCAAAAGAACCAAUAUCAUAAACAAGUGAAAAAUGGCUCGUAGCAGUUCUGACAGUGAUAGUUCACCUCCCCCAAAAUCAAGGAGGCAUGGCUCAUCACCAAGACAUUCAAAGUCAAAGGGUCAAAGAUCACCUCCACGAAAAAGGUCAAGGUCAUACUCCAGCUCAACAGAAAGAGACAGAAAGUCAAAAUCUCACAAAUCUAGCAAAAACAGAGGACGAUACAGUCCAUCAGAUAGUGACUCGCAGUCACCAUCACCUUAUGAACGAAAAAAGCAUUCAAAAAGAACAAGAUCUGUUUCCAGAUCGAAAAGUAGGUCGCCACCUCGAAAGAAAUGGUCUCCAGUGAAUAGAAACAGAUCACGUUCUCCAAAUGUGAAAAGAACAAGAUCCCCUGAGCAUAGAGGUGUUAGAUCAAGAUCCCCAGUGCAAAGAGUUCAAAGGUCUCCUGUGCACAGAGGUCAAAGACCAAGUUCCCCAGUGCAAAGAGGUCAAAGGUCUCCAGUGCAAAGAGGUCAAAGGUCUCCCGUGCAUAGAGGUCAAAGGUCAGGUUCUCCAAGGGGUCCUUGGAACAAGCAUGACAAUGAAAAUGGCUACGGUGGGAGACAUGGUGACAAUGAGCCACACUAUGAUUUCUUUGAAAGACGUCGAGUUGACCGGGAGCGAAUUGGAGCUCUUGGAGCCCCUGAAGUCUGGGGAAGGUCUCCAUCUCCUAUGAAAUCAGAGUCAGAGGAAUCAGAAGAUAGUGAAGGAAUUAGCGGAUCAGACACAACUUCUAGCUCUGAAGGUGAAAGACGAAAGAAGAAGAAAAAGAAGAAGAAGUCGUCCAAGAAAAAAAAGAAGCAUAAGAAACACAGCAAAAAGAGUAAAAAGUCUCGUCACAAGAGUAAAAAGAGGAAAAAGAAGCGUGUGUCUAGUGAUUCUGAUGACUCGGAUGAUAGUGAGGGCCAUGAGGGUCAGUGGGUAGAAGCUUCCAGUCACUCUAAGGCUAGCAAGCAUGAGGAAGACAGCGAUGAUGAAGAAGUCGGUCCCCAGCCCAUGGCUUCCACCACCGCUGGCCUUUCACAGAAGGAUUUCGGCCAUGCCUUGUUGCCGGGUGAAGGUGCUGCUAUGGCAGCCUAUAUCGCGGAGGGCAAGCGUAUUCCUAGAAGAGGUGAAAUCGGGCUCACCCCUGAUGAAAUAGUGUCUUACGAGGAUGUCGGCUUUGUUAUGAGUGGUAGCAGACAUAGACGAAUGGAGGCGGUACGUCUACGUAAAGAAAACCAGAUAUACAGUGCCGAUGAAAAACGAGCGCUCGCUAACUUCAAUCAUGAGGAACGGUCGAAACGAGAGACAAAAAUCCUGUCACAGUUGCGGGAAAUGGUACGGAAGAAAAUAGAUGCUCGAAAAUGAUUGGUUACUUAAUAGAUAUAUAUGGUGAGAAGAUAUUUGAUGAUAUGAUAACUUAUAACAGUUUUGGCGGAAGUGAUGCAGCAACAAUUUGCUGUUACUCAAUGGCCAGGAUGAAUAGUACUGGCUCUGUGAAAAGGAACAUUAGAAUACUGUCAUACUGUUGUAUAGUUCAUUACAUGUACAUGUUGUUGUAAACUUAAUAUCCUACAGAUGACUUUGCUAUUAUGAGAUACAUGUACAGUAUUUAGAGCAUCUUUGAACAUUUGAAAAAAAGGUGUUUCAUUACUGGUUUAUUGUUAUAAAAAACCCAUUUGCAAUACAAGUUUGAUGUCAUAUGUAUAUACAGUUUAAUAAGCAAAUUAUGUUGAAUUUUUAUAUUUGAGUCAUAUUUGUUGGCUGCUGACUAAUUCAUUGUUUUAAUUCAUGAUAUAAAUUGAACAUACAUUUGUGCUAUGAUUUAAGGUACAUGGACCAUAAAAGUCCAAAUACAGUAUCUGUACAAUAUUUGAAUGAAUAAAUAAGAUCCCGUGUCA
Molecule: messenger RNA, 2060 nt
Organism: Mya arenaria
Lineage: Eukaryota; Metazoa; Mollusca; Bivalvia; Myida; Myidae
Product: NF-kappa-B-activating protein-like
Exons: 9
Coding region: 169-1527 (452 amino acids)
Biological process (GO): regulation of gene expression
Cellular component (GO): nucleus
Molecular function (GO): chromatin binding
Source: RefSeq, a predicted model, not a curated record